GAACACACCAUGCCCUCCCUGCCCAAGAAAUCCGUGCGCAUCGCCCCGGACACCACCCUCUCCAAAAAUGAGCGAUCGGAAGCUCUUCGCUCCGUGCGCACUAUCCUGGACAGUGUCUCCGCCGAUUGGACAUUCACCCCGCCUCCGCCCACGUCCGUACAGCCCUCGAAAUUCGCGCUCCAGCGAAGUGGCAGUCUGGGAUCAUGGCGUCCCAACGCUGCCAACUACCCGCCCGCCACCCCCCGCGUGAGCGACUCGGAAUCGGAAGACGCGGGCUCCGACUCGUCAUUGGAUCUGGAUCUGGACCUGGACCUGGAGGAUGGUGUUGGAACGUCAUCGUCGUAUCGAAGGGCACUGACCCCACCGCCCAGGCCGAAGCGUGUGAACCGGCGGGAGGCGAAAGCCCUGAAGGAGGGUGUCUGGCGGAGGAGGGAGGACGAUAGUGACGUCGAUGCCCCGAGUAUCGUCAGGCGGGAGAGCGAGAGCGGAAAGUACCCCUUCGAGAGCCCGGACGACGUGCCCACGCCGGAGAAACUGCGGGGGCGUGUGAAGCGGGAGAUGGAGGCGGAGAUGACGUGGAACGAGGGCUUGAGAUUGUUUGUCGCUAGACGGGACGCCUGGACCGGCGCCGUGGGGGAUGAGGUUCCUGUGCGAGAGUCGAGGUUUAAAGAUGUACCCCUUCCCCCUACCUUCCUCACUUCUCGCGCUGACUGGACGCAACCCAGAACCCCCUGACGAGCCUGGUGACUCCCCAAGUGUACCCCCAAAUAUAUAGAAAGGUCGUUGCCGAGGGUGCCAUCCCACCCGUGCCCAUCGCCCUACCGCACGUGAUUAACGCGCUGGUGGAGGGCUGGCAGCACGACGAUAUGUGGCCGCCGAAGCCGACCAAGCCGGAACCGAGCAUGAGGAAGAGGACGGGCGGGGGAAUCAAGAGGCUGAUGGGUAUUAGU
Messenger RNA from Tuber aestivum (summer truffle), 950 nucleotides. NCBI's taxonomy places the organism in Eukaryota, Fungi, Ascomycota, Pezizomycetes, Pezizales, Tuberaceae. The record is from the annotation of a GenBank genome assembly.